Didymosphaeria variabile is the source of this 1137-nucleotide messenger RNA. RefSeq names its product DNA-directed RNA polymerase core subunit rpc40 (gene RPC40). The record is from RefSeq and is a predicted model, not a curated record. Gene Ontology annotation, biological process: DNA-templated transcription. Gene Ontology annotation, molecular function: protein dimerization activity; DNA binding. The coding region runs from base 1 to 1137 and encodes 378 amino acids. Gene Ontology annotation, cellular component: RNA polymerase III complex; RNA polymerase I complex. The transcript has 3 exons. Lineage: Eukaryota; Fungi; Ascomycota; Dothideomycetes; Pleosporales; Didymosphaeriaceae.
AUGCCUGCACCAAGUGAGGACGUGCUGCUUGAGCGGAAGAAGCUCAAAGUGGGCGUUGAAACCGUGAGCAACCAACAAUCGACUGACUUUCCAGGUCACUGGCCAGGCGAGAACCAUGAAUGGGACUUGGAGUACUUCAAGAAUAGCAUGCGCAUCGAAUUUCACACCGAGCACGCCUCUAAGCUCGACCUCACCUUCUCCCUGAUCGGCGUUGACACAUCCCUGGCCAAUGCCCUCCGCCGCAUCCUCAUCUCCGAAGUCCCCACCCUCGCCAUCGAAGACGUCUUCAUCUACCAAAACACCUCCAUCAUCCAAGACGAAGUCCUCGCCCACCGCCUGGGCUUGGUCCCCCUCCGCGGCAACCGCGACGCCAUCCGCUGGUUAAAGUGGUACCAGAAGGAUGAGGACGUGCCCGACCACGAGCCCAAGAGCGACGAGAACUGUGUGAGGUUGUCGUUGAACAUGGAGUGUAGGUGGAAGGAGGGCGGGCUGGAGAGAGCGAAGCAGGGCGUCACGGAUCCGGACGAGCUAUAUGAGAACCACAAUGUGUAUGCGCGGGACUUUUCGUUUGAGCCAUGGGAGCGGCAGACGGAGAAAUUUGGGGAGGACGGAGUACGCUCGUCGCAUCCGGAUAUCCUGGUCGCGAAGAUGCGCCCGGGACAGCAUAUCGAGCUCCUCAUGCACGCGUACAAGGGCAUCGGACAAGAUCACGCCAAGUUCUCGCCCGUCGCGACGGCCACAUAUCGGUUGUUACCUACCAUCGACAUUCUCCGUCCUAUCGUCGGCGCUGACGCGAAGAAAUUCGCGCGCUGCUUUCCCAAAGGCGUCAUCAAGCUCGACAAAGUCACUCCUGGAGACGAGUCGGCCCAUCCCGAAGAAUGCGCCGGCAAAGAAGGCGAGGCCAAAGCCGUCGUCGACAACCCGAGCAUGGACACAGUGAGCAGAGAGUGUCUACGCCACCCUGAAUUCGCGAACAAAGUUAAGCUGGGCCGGAUGCGGGACCACUUCAUCUUCAGGGUUGAGAGCACGGGGCAGUGGGAUAGCGACGAGUUGUUCCUCGAGAGCAUCCGGCUGUUGAAGGUCAAGGCGGCGCGCAUAAAGAGAGGAUUGUUAAAAUCAGCGAUGAACCUGGCAUAA